Molecule: messenger RNA, 1422 nt
Organism: Talaromyces amestolkiae
Lineage: Eukaryota; Fungi; Ascomycota; Eurotiomycetes; Eurotiales; Trichocomaceae
Exons: 3
Coding region: 1-1422 (473 amino acids)
Molecular function (GO): flavin adenine dinucleotide binding; N,N-dimethylaniline monooxygenase activity; NADP binding
Source: RefSeq, a predicted model, not a curated record
AUGCGGGUCGCAAUUAUCGGAGCUGGGCCUGGGGGCCUGGCUGCCGCGAAAUAUCUUCUUGCAGAGAAAGCUUUCUCAAAGAUUACAAUAUUUGAACAGCGCGAUGAAGUAGGUGGAGUCUGGUGCUAUACUUCGCACAAUGCGGUAGAAGAGAAUUUCGCUAUUCCUCAUACAAAGCCCACAACCACACCGGAAAAACCCGUGUCCGCCAAGCAGACAAAUGGCGAUAUUAUUUUUCAAUCACCAGUCUACGAUCUGUUAGAGACGAAUAUUCCGCAUUCUUUGAUGGGUUAUUCCGAUUGGAAAUUUCCGGAAGGGACGUCUUUGUUCCCGUCGCAUCAAGCAGUGAAGCAAUAUCUUCAAGAUUAUGCGAAGGAGUUGUUAUCUUCUAUCGUGUUUCAUACGCAGGUUGUUGAUGUACGACUUCGAGAUGAGACGGCAGAGAGUGUGUGGAAGGUGUCUGUACAGAACCUCCGAACACAGCUCCGCUCCACGUAUGAAUUCGACGCUGUCGUUGUUGCUAGUGGCCACUAUAAUGAUCAUUAUAUUCCUGAUAUAGCCGGUCUACGAGAGUGGAAUAGGGCUUACCCGGAGUCUAUCUCCCAUUCAAAGCAUUAUAGACGUCCAGAGCAGUAUGCAGAUCAAAAAGUGGUCGUAGUUGGCAACUCUGCUUCAGGAAUCGAUGUUAGUGUACAAAUAGCUGCUGUUCUACAACAACCACUUCUGCUCUCGGCGAGAAGCGAGUCACCGCCAUAUCUGAGCGAUAAUCCUCAAAUCAAGAUUGUUCCAGAGAUCGUUGAAUUUAUCACCGCUGAUCGCGCAGUCCGAUUCGCAGAUGGCCACGUCGAGAAAGAUAUAGAUCAUGUCCUGUUCUGUACCGGGUAUCUCUAUACAUUCCCAUUCCUUUCUUCUUUAACGCCCCCUGUGGAAGUACCGAAUGGAAGUCGUCCCAACAACUUAUUUCAACACAUCUUCUACUACCCUCAACCGACAUUGACUUUCAUCGGACUGCCACUAAAAAUUAUUCCCUUCCCGCUUUCUGAAGCCCAGGCUGCGGUCAUAGCACGCGUGUACUCUGGCCGCUUGCCUCUGCCGGCAUUGGACGAAAUGAAGGCAUGGGAAACUGAUUGGAUUGCGAGACAUGGAGCGGACAAGAGUUUCAGUGUUCUCGGAUUCCCAGCGGAUGCAGAUUAUCUGAAUUAUCUUCAUCGUUGGAGUCUGCAGGCGACUAGAAAGGGUGGUUUAGAUAAUGACGGUCAAGGAAAGAUUCCUCCAGUAUGGGGAGAUGAGGAACAGUGGGUACGCAAAUUGACGCCUAUAAUCAAAGCUGCUUCGCAAGCUCUGGGAAGUAAGAGGAAGGAUAUACAGACGCUGGAAGAGCUUGGUUUCUCUUACGAUAAGGAUACAAAGUCGAAGAUAUAA